AUGGUGGCGUACGAGAGAGGAGGUGGAGGCAGUGGCUUAGUCGUCGGGAGAAGAAAGGAGAAGAGGCGGCAACAUCCUCGCUUAAGUUCGUGCGGCGACGGUUGCCGGAGAAAGAGAAGGAAGGGAGUGGUCCGCGUCCGGCGUAGGCGAGGCGCGCAUGAGAAGGAGGAAGAAGAUCCUCCCCCUGGCGGCGGAAGUAGAAACGCGAGGAGGAGAAGGGGAGUCGUGGCCGACGUUGAGAGGAGAGAUGGCGACACGGUGAGGAGAGGGAGAGGAGACGAGGUGAGGGUCGGCGUUGGCUCCGGCGAAAGUGUCGCGAGGGGAAGGUCGAAGAAACACGAGAGAGGAGGUGGAGGCAGUGUCUUAGUCGUCGGGAGAAGAAAGGAGAAGAGGUGGCUGCAUCCUCGCCUGAGUUCGUGCGGCGACGGUGGCCGGAGAAAGAGAAGGAAGGGAGUGGUCCGCCUCUGGCAUAGGCGAGGCGCGCAUGAGGAGGAAGAAGAUCCUCCCCCUGGUGGCGGAAGCAGAAACGCGAGGAGGAGAAGGGGAGUCAUGGCCGGCGUUGAGAGGAGAGAUGGCGACACGGUGAGGAGAGGGAGAGGAGACGAGGUGAGGGUCGGCGUCGGCUCCGGCGAUAGCAUCGUGAGGGGAAGGUCGAAGAAACAGGUGGGCGGCGGCGCCUCCACGAACGAAAAAACCUCCCUGCAUGCUACAGUAUCCCUUCUCUUAAAACCCUACAUAUCGCUUUUACCAAAUUACCAAAUUACCCUACCACGGUGA
Messenger RNA from Zingiber officinale, 777 nucleotides. RefSeq lists its product as uncharacterized. NCBI's taxonomy places the organism in Eukaryota, Viridiplantae, Streptophyta, Magnoliopsida, Zingiberales, Zingiberaceae. The coding region runs from base 1 to 777 and encodes 258 amino acids. The transcript has a single exon. The record is from RefSeq and is a predicted model, not a curated record.